AUGUCUAGGAUGGUUGAUAUUCCUCCCGCAUAUACCGUCGCCUCUACAGUAGUCGUGCUUUAUGUUCUGUCCCGCUUCCUUCGUAGAUCUCGACCACUUAUCCAUGGCCCACCUCGUGACUCUAUCAUUGCUGGCAAUCUAGCGCAACUGUUUGCUCCGGCCGACGGGAUGGUAUAUCAUGAGAAGUUCACGAAAGAGUAUGGCAACGCUUUCGAGAUCUACGGAUUGUUCGGGGAGAAGCAAUUCUUCAUUUCUGAUACCCAGGCCAUCUCUGCGAUCCUCAACAACCCCGACAUCUUCACUGAGACAAAUGCGUUCCUAGGCGUCGGGCGUACCAUCUUCGGAACAGGGCUCUUCGCUACGACUGGGCCAGUCCACAAAAAGCUCCGCAAAUCCCUCCAACCCUUCUUCGCCACCCGCCACAUCCGAGACCUCCUCACCGUCUUCCAGCCCAUCGCGAAUCAACUGCGAGCCGGGCUGAUUGCAGAAGUCCGGGCUCUUUCCUCUGCCAGUGGUUCGUCUGCGGCAGAGAAAGCACCAGAGGCCGAGAUCGACGUGCUCGAUUGGAUAUCGAGGACGGCGCUGGAUUUGGUCGGGUUGGGAGGACUGGGACAUGAGUUUGGGGCUGUUAAGAGCGCGAAGAGUCGGUAUAGCGAGUAUGCGAAACGGCUCCUUCCAACCCUCGCCGAGAUCAGCAUCGUCACACCCUUCCUCCACAUCCUGCAAAAAUUCGGCUCCAAACCCUUCCAACGCUCCGUAGUCUCCCUCGUCCCCAUCCCGUCCGUGCAGAAUUUCAAAGCCGUGAUCGACGUGAUGCACGACACGGCGCUGGAAAUAUUCGAGGAGAAGAAGGCGACGGUUUCGAAGGUAGUGAAGGAGUCUACUGGUGAUGAUUUGAGUGAAGAGUUGAAGGAUGUUAUGAGUCUUACGCUGGCGGCGAACAUGCAGAAUCCGCGCUUGACAGAUACAGAGCUAGUCGCCCAAAUAAGCACCCUCAUCUUCGCCGCCCUCGACACAACCUCCGGCGCUCUCGUUCGCACACUCCAGAUGCUCUCCCUCCAUCCCUCCAUCCAGGCCCGUCUCCGGCAAGAGAUCAUCGACGCACAACGCGCGAAUGAGGGGAAAGAUAUGGAUUACGAUACGCUGGAUAACCUGCCCUACCUUGACGCUGUAUGCGCCGAAGCUCUCCGCCUUCAUCCACCGUUAUCGUUCAUCUCCCGCACAUCCCAAUCCCCCUUCGUCCUCCCCCUAGCCACCCCCGUCCCUUCCUCCAGCUCCAAAGACGCUACCCUCGUCACAGCCCUGCCCCUCCCCGCCGGCACGACCAUAUACCUCUCCAUCCAAGGUGUCAACCGCGACCCGAACAUCUGGGGACCCGACGCGGAUGAGUUUCGGCCGGAGAGGUGGUUGGAAGGUGAUGUGGAGAGUAGAGAAUGGGAUGGGAAGGGGAGGGAGAAAGCCAAGAGGGAGGUGCCGAGUUUGUGGAGCUCUAUAUUGUCGUUCUCGACCGGACCGACUGGAUGCAUCGGCUUCAAGUUCGCGUUAACAGAGAUGAAACUCGUCCUCUCCACCCUCCUGCCCCUCUUCCUCUUCAAACCGUCCCAAACACCCGUCGAGUGGCACCUCUCGCUCACACAAGCGCCACAUGUGGCGAAGGAGGACGGGUCGAGGGUGACGGGUCUGCCGUUGAUUGUGCAGGUUAUUGAGGAGUGAGGAGCGAUAGCGUGAGUACUAGUGGCGGUGGCAGUGACGUCCCUGCUCGUGGGGAGGAGAAGAGAAGGGAGGGAUGGGAUGUGGGGAGGGAGGAUGCGGGGAUGCGGAGGAUGGGAGGGUACUUUGGAUUGAGAGACGGUGUGGGAGUGAGCUGCGGAUGUCAAUUGAUUGAUUGAUAUGGUCUCGUUUCGUUGGGACAUCGGGAUUCGCUAUCCUAGGCCUGUCUAUAAGAGCCUGCAC
Molecule: messenger RNA, 1953 nt
Organism: Stereum hirsutum FP-91666 SS1
Lineage: Eukaryota; Fungi; Basidiomycota; Agaricomycetes; Russulales; Stereaceae
Product: cytochrome P450
Exons: 11
Coding region: 1-1713 (570 amino acids)
Molecular function (GO): oxidoreductase activity, acting on paired donors, with incorporation or reduction of molecular oxygen; monooxygenase activity; heme binding
Source: RefSeq, a predicted model, not a curated record